Molecule: messenger RNA, 2200 nt
Organism: Pichia membranifaciens NRRL Y-2026
Lineage: Eukaryota; Fungi; Ascomycota; Pichiomycetes; Pichiales; Pichiaceae
Exons: 1
Coding region: 183-1775 (530 amino acids)
Biological process (GO): ubiquitin-dependent endocytosis
Cellular component (GO): cytosol; plasma membrane; cytoplasm
Molecular function (GO): ubiquitin protein ligase binding; protein-macromolecule adaptor activity
Source: RefSeq, a predicted model, not a curated record
UGCAAGGCUGCGUAGAUCUCUAUCACCCGUUGGAUGCAAGCAACGCUUCUUGGAACCAGAAAUCUUUAAGGGGUAUCUGAGCUUGGAAGCUAAUCUCUGUUUUCCUGUGCUUUCCCCUGCUUUAGGUGAACGACUUAUCCACCAAACCAGCAAAUCGCGAGCAGCACUGGAAUAAAGACGAGAUGCUAAAUCAGUUUUUGGGCAAGCAGUCAAACAGCUCCUCUGCCAAUGUCUCUCCGCUCCUCAACCCAUCCUUAUCUGCAAUCAACUCAAAUCUUUCUCCGGUGUCUUCCACAGGGUCGGAGAUUGAUCAGAUCCCGGGCGGCAGCGAGUUCCCCAUUUUAACGACCAGCAAGUUUACUCUUUCAUUGAAACUCCUAGAUAAAAUUCUUUAUCUGAGAUCAGAUGAUUCCGGCUCCACGGUGACCCCGCUCCGUGGGUACCUAUGCAUCUACGUCAAAAAGCCGGCAAGGAUAUCUCACAUCCGAUUGCAAUUUGAAGGAUUAUUAAAUGUGAAGUAUUUCCCGCAGUACAUGGCACCGGACCCAAAUUCACUCUUUGUUGCGAACAAGCCAGUUCCUGUUUUCAGCCAGUCCAGGUCUUGGCAAUACAAACAGAAUGACAAGGUGCUAGACACAGACUACUUUCCAAAAGGUUCUUUUGCUUACCCUUUCCAGUUUCUCAUCCCUAACAACGUUCCCGAAACGAUGUCAAACGUGUUCGGAUCAACCGCUUACUCGAUUACAGUUACUGUAAAUUAUAUUCCGAACUCUUUCACAAAAUCUCUCAUUCCGCAGACCAAGGUCACACAACCUCUACCGAUCCAGUUGGUCCAAUGUGAUAGUGAUUCAUGCGCAGUCUCUACGACCUCUUCUGACGCACUAUCCCUAGGCAGAUGGAGGAAUUUGUUGUACUAUAAAAUAGCGGUUUCUAAUAGACAAGUUGCCAUAGGAGGUUCUCUCAAAUUUUACAUCAAAGUUUUACCUAUAGACCCCACCGGCUAUAAGCUCAACUCCAUCAAGGUAUACCUGGAUCAAGUUACAGAAUAUCAUAUUGCUGACCGGCUUACGGAGGAGGAAAAAUCAAUGUACCAUUCAAAUUUGGCAAACACUGAGCGAAUACUAUUGGAAGAAAUCAAUAUUGACUUCUUGGAAAAUGGCAUUCAAUGCUGGGAAUUCGAUACUCCUUUGAGAAAGGUACACAAGAAACACAACGUCAAGGAUAAAAAUUCAAAAAGAGAAGUGGUUCUUGUGCCAACUACCAAUCAAGUGGAGAAUCGGGUAUGCCAUUUUAGUGUUACUCACAAAAUCAAGGUUUCCAUCUCAGUUGAGGAGAUUUCUGAGCUGGAUGAUAACUCUAGUAUUGAUAUAUCCGAUUUGGUAAGUUCAUUUAGCAUGAGAACUCGAUCUCAAAGCAUAGAUAAAACUUUAUCCAACACUAGAGCAGAGAAGGCCGACAACGUAAUGAUUAAACAACUGGCAAAACUACUGCUGGAGCCAGAAACUAAAAAAUCCAAGGUUGAGCUUAUUCUUGAAGCUGAAGUUGCCAUUUUGAAAGGUGAGAGUGUUGAUGGUAAGAUGCCUCCUCCGACUUAUUGGGAUGCGCAACAACAAAAACAGAAGGCAAGCGAUUUUGCAGUAGUCCCCUCCAAAGUUUUCUCUCUUCUGGAUGCUAAGAAACUGAGACAAAGACCUCAACUCAAUUUCAUUGUUCCUCCUGCCUAUGAAGAAAUCGAAGAAGAGUCAGAACCCCCACCAUACAUCAGUAAUAUGUAACCAGUAUCAUCCCGUAUAGCACCUUUACUAAAAAAUGUUUAUCAUUAAUGUACAAAAUUUCAAUCGUUAGAGUUUCGCAAGAAAUCUCAGUUUAUAAAGUUAUCCAUGAAUCCAAGUAUACAUGGGAACUAGAAUUAUUAUUGUCUCCAUUCUCGUCGUUCAGCAUUGUGUCAAGAACCCUAUAGUUGUCAUUUACGCUGAAAAUCUCGCCAUCAAGUGGUGCAUAUAUAUCUUCUCCUUCUACUUUACCACCACCAGCCUCGAGGACACUUUGCCAUGUGGCUCUGUAAGAGCCUCCAUUAUUUUCGAUUUUCUCGUCAAACUCUAAAACAUCGCACAAUGACUUCACAUCAGAUAGGGUCAACUCCACCGUAGUGAUUCCUGAGCUAACAAUGAAUUCAUUGAUUUCCUUGAGAGUUGGUAAA